This is a messenger RNA of Orbicella faveolata, 1125 nucleotides long. Its product is annotated as cilia- and flagella-associated protein 90-like. NCBI's taxonomy places the organism in Eukaryota, Metazoa, Cnidaria, Anthozoa, Scleractinia, Merulinidae. The record is from RefSeq and is a predicted model, not a curated record.
ACUGUACGUUUGAACGCACGCUCACGAUUGCACAGAACGACAAUAAAUGUCGUCACAAACGGCAUAAGACGUAGUCUGUAUAUUUCACUGUGUACUUCAUCAACACCGGCUAUGGAGGAAUCAGAGCAAAAGAAGGGGAAAACGAUCAUGUCAAACUAUGGGCUGAAAACAUACACACCUGAACAAGCCAAGGAGCAAUGGAGGGAGAGCAUGAGGAGAGAAAUCCUUCUUCGAAAUUCGCACCUAAUUUCUUCGAAUUGCAGUGAGGCUCUUUCUAAAGCUUGGAAAACCAAUUUUUCAAGGCAUAUUUCUUCAGACGCUGUGUUAAACUACUUUAACUCUAACAAGCAGCAUGAUAGGAUAUCAAAUUACGACAGGACAUUCCAUGUAAAGACUGGUUAUUGCAGUAAACUUCACAGGGACGACAGAGUGCAUACUCGAGGACUUAAUGUUCACGCUGAGGAACAAACAAAGGCAGUGCCAGUUCUAAGCUCAUCUCUGUAUGGCCAUCGACCUCCUUUAGAGUCUCCUUCUCGGCGCCACGUCCGUGUAGCGACAGUAAAGCGAGAUUUCUACCGUCACAGUGGAACUAACAUACCUCUGUUUUAGAGCAUUGAUUUCUAUCGACAAGAACUUACAUUAAAAUUGCUUUCGGAAAAAUCUCAUUGAGCUUCUUGUAUUUCGACAGUUAGAUUAAGAAAACCUCUCUCUUACUUCAAUAAGUUUUUUCCCUCCAAAGCGUUAUGGACGUUAUCGGUCCCAUCUGAAAGGAGGGGCUACUUGAAUGUUUUACAUUGUUUGCAACACGCACACAACAUUAUGCGGCUCAGGUCAUGUGGGGUAAAAAGCUUUGAUAACUGACGAUUUAAGGCCAAGGGGGUACUUGUUACUAUAUUAUGAGAAGAAAAGAACAACAUUUUCGGAAAACAUUGCAAGGCAACUGGUGAUUUUUAUUUUUCUUACCGCCGGCAUAUUUUCCCUUACCACCCCCCGGAAAAAUAUUGAGCCUCGAGAUAGGCUAGUGUAUUAGUAGCAUUUCUUGUUUCGAAGGAUAGUUUAGUCCAUCGAUGUUCUUCGUCGAUUUCAAGUCGAAUGGAUUUGUUAACCCUAAAGUAGAAAGUAGGG